GGCGAAAACAAAGUGUGUGACCAUGUGCACCCUGCGUCCAAAAGUCAUGGAUGAGACGCCCAGUGCUUGUUUUGUCUCGCCAGUGUACACAAAACAACUGCGAUAGACUGCGUCAAAGCCAUUGCGCGGAUCUUUGCAACUUGGACAAUGUCACACUGACGCAAGGUACUGGUAUCUGGAUGCAUUGUGUAGCGGUAUAACAACAUAUUGAACAGAGAGGAAGAUCCACCACCACAAGAUCCAAGACUGACUGACAGUCAUCCGCUGUACUGCAGUAUCUACUACUGCGGGAAAACUGCAGUUUUUCUUUCAUACUCUGCAGGGUUCAUUGCAGAAUACUACUUUGUGAAGGGUCUGAGUCAUUGCUCUGUAUUCUAAGAUGGGCUCCCGACCUGGUGAAGUUCCAGCCCUGGAGGCUGGAGGCUUUACGGCGGGCCUUCUGGGUGGGAUGUCGUCACCCAUGUCGAUAAGGGGUCGCUUCGACUAUGAAGAAGCGCUUGACGAGCCCAUCACACACUCGCCGCCUUCCGAUUUCACAGACUGCAUACUGUGGAAAAACCCCGUCAUUCCAGAGAGGAAAUUUAGACUGUUAGAAGCGGAACCGGAAAAGUCUCCUGCUGUCAAUCCAGCCAUCACAGUGACCAAGGCCAAAGCCACCUCUGUCAUGAGCUCCCUCAUGAUAAAACUCACCCAAGAGAACAUUCAGAGAUUUGAACAGCAAGCAGGCUUGACGUCUGGCUAUCAGCCUCACCAAGGGCUCUCUGUGGAAGACAUCCACUUCCGCCGCAAAGGAGAGGGUUUACCAAAGUUGAAGAUGCCUACUGGGGACUUCAAGGAGGACAGGCUUACGGCAUCAGCUCAAUCCACCCCUUGCGGCACCCCGUCCUGCACCCCCUCCGUCACCCCUGCCGUUACCCCCAGUCCCAGCCCCUACUCCUCCCCAAAGGCCAAUCGCAGGAACUGGUUCAGCAGCCUGAAUCCGGCCCUGUCACUGCCCCCUUCAGAAGCCAGCAGCAGCAUCAGCAGCAGCACCACACCUCCGCCUCCUCCCACCCCCACCUCCUCCACCAGCAUCAGCAGUAGCAGCAGCAGCAGCAGCAUAGUCAGUGAGAUGGGCGGCAACGAGGGCUCAGGAGGUGGCGGCGGAGAGAGGUGGAGCCUCUUCGGCUCCUCGCGUCCUGUCGUCCAGAAGUCCUCCACUGACCCCGGAUCAGAGUCGCCUGGUGGCUUCACGCUGCAGUCGUACUUUGGUCUCCAGAAGUCCGCCACCCUGGAGGAGAUGAAGAGCCAGGUGAGCCUGGACCCCUCGGCCUCCUUCCACGCGCCCAAGAUCGAGAUCAGCGACCUGGACGGCAAGAAGGUGUUGCCCCGGCCGCACAAGCUCAAACACCGGGACAUGAACAUCCUCACGCCCUCUGGCUUCUGACACACUCACUCAACUCACACAAACAUGUACAGUUAACAAGCAUACAUGGCCGCAUAACCCAUAUGACAUAGCAAACUGGAAACAAGCAAGACGACUUCUUCACUCACUCACACAAACAUGUACAGGUAACAAACUUACGUGGCCGCAUAACCAAUAUCACAUAGCAAACUGGAAACGAACAAGACGACUUCUUCACAAACAAAAGCUAUCUAAAAGCAGACUAGUUGGGUGGUUUUGAUUUUUUUUAUUUAUUUUUUUUAAGCCUGUAAUGUUACAUCCCACCUCUCCCGUUCCCUCUGUUCACAUAACCUCACCUGUGGUAGGUAGCCGGUCUACCCUUGUUGAACCCCACCCCCCACUCCAUUCUCCUCUCCCACUCCCUCUCCCACACCCUCUCCCUCCAUUUUCCCUGUGUGUAACUUAGUGAGAAAGUGUCAAAAAGCAAAACGAUGCUCUCACGUCACUAGCAUCCUUUCCCUCACUCGUCCCUUCUCCCUGGUUGUUGUUGUGCGUGUGUGUGUAUAUAUAAUACAGGCUGUUUCAUUCACCCGACAACAGUGCCAAAUAUGUCUAGGAAAAACACCAUUAAAAAAAGGCUAUAACGCCCUAAGGCCAACGAUAGCGAGCAAAAUGGGUUAGCCCGAGUUUCGAGGCUGAGUCUAUGAAGAUGACAGGGUAUCUAUCUUGUGGUUGUUAACCCCCACGUUGCCAAACAUUUCAACAUCUUUUUUUGAGUGUCCCUCUCCCCUCCCUUUUUUGUUAUUUAGAGUAGUGAAUCUCUCACUUUCUUUCACAAAAUGUGUACAUAGAAUACACUUACCAGCACAUUUUGGAUGGUCUGUUUUUUCUUUUUUGUAGAUUUCGCCAUUUGGUAGUAAACGUAGUGAUUUCGCUCUGAUGUUUGUACAUUUCUUGUCUGCCAUAGUGUUGAAGAUGCUGUGACACUAUAACGUGGCUUGAAUAUAAACACUUUUCUUUUUUCCUUUUCUGAUGUAGUGCUUUUUACAUAUUUAUGUGUGAAGUAUAAUUUCUCUGACAGGAAUAGUACUAUUGUUCCAGCAGCUUUGGCAGCCUGUUCUGGAUUAUAAACACAACAAAAUAAUAAUAUAUUUAUCUCGCACAUAUCAUCACUUCCAGCAUUUAAAAAAACCUCAUCUGGUGAUUUUUCACUUGAGUAUGCAACAUGUAUAAGAAUCCAUUGUAAAGGUUUGAAGCACAGGAGAAGAAAAUGAAAAAAGUGGUUUUCCUUUUUAUAUUAGCAUUAUCCUUGAAUGACACAUUUGACUAUUUUGCAAUGUGAAUAAUUUUUUUUAUCAUUCAGAAGUGUGCUGGAGUGCUUUUUUUUUCUUAGGCGGAUAACUGUAAAUAAACUGACCAUAUCCUGAUGA
Engraulis encrasicolus (European anchovy) is the source of this 2814-nucleotide messenger RNA. RefSeq names its product putative monooxygenase p33MONOX. NCBI's taxonomy places the organism in Eukaryota, Metazoa, Chordata, Actinopteri, Clupeiformes, Engraulidae. Gene Ontology annotation, cellular component: cytoplasm. Bases 380 to 1426 code for a protein of 348 amino acids. The transcript is spliced from 9 exons. The record is from RefSeq and is a predicted model, not a curated record.